CUCCACCUCCUCCACUUCCCAAAACUCCAAAGAGCAUCCCAUCAAAGAAGAGGGAUUUAAAAUUAAAUAAAGGGGAAACAAAACCUAGGCCCCUUUCAUCUCUCCCAUUUUGCAAUCUUCAACUCCUCCAAAGUACAAAAAAGAAAAUCUCAAAUCCUUGUAUCUUGUAAUAACUCCUGUUUCGCCAUUUAUUUCCCCCCCAAACCCCCCCAAAAAAAGAAAAGCGCGGGCUCAUGGGCGGAUUCAGCGGGCGAUAGCUCCGCCACCUCCGCCCCAAUCCUGCCCUAGACCCCUCCAAGAUCCGAUAAGCCGCUAACCCGCUAACCCUGUAACCUUCCAUGGGCUCUCUCUCCCCUUCUUCAACCUCUCGCGAACUCCUCUUGAUCCUCCGCAAGCUCCAGAGCAUCGGCUACUGUCUCGAUCUCCCCGAAUCCGAUCUCAGACCGCGAAAACACAGGUCGUUCUUUAAUCGGAUCCUGAGCCUGUUCUACGACGAGAUCCAACAUAAGAAAGAGACCCGACCCGUUCCGGCGAUGCUGGGCGAUGGAAAAGCCAUCAACUUGUUCGAGCUGUUCUUCGUUGUCCGAGAACGGGGUGGGUAUGAGUCGGUAACUGUCAAAAAGGACUGGGCCUCUGUCUCGGCGGCGGUUGGACUGGAUUCGGAUGUGGGGCCGUCCGUGAAAUUGUUGUUCUUUAAGUAUUUGGGGGCUUUUGAACGAUGGAUGGAGAUAAUUUUGGCCAAGAAGGAGAAUCCGAAGACGUUGAAGGCCGAAAAGUUGAAGGAGGAAGAGGGGAAGUCUCCGGUCGCGGGGUCGAAAAAGAACCAGUUUUUGACUCCGGUGAGAGAGGGAGGGAGGGAAUCAAAACUAGAUAAUGACGGAAAAGGUGAUGAUGUUGUGAUCGUGGAGCCGGAGGUGGCGAAAAGGCAGUCAGGUUCUUCUAAGAAGAGGAAGAGGGAUGCAUUAGGUUUGAUGCUAGAUUGGGUGCUGAAAGUGGCCAAGAAUCCCAAGGAUGAGACCAUCGGGAAAGUCUUGCCGCCGUUUGAUGGGGGAAAGGAGAAGGGGAACAAUGGAGAGCUUUAUUCGCUAGUGCUUUCAGCUAGGAAGGCGAUGUUUCUUAAGAUUAUAAGGAAGACGGAAGAAGAUACGCCAAAAAUGCAGAAAGGGCCAAAGAUGCAUCCUUCCAUCUAUGAAGACAAUAAUAUUGAUUCUGCCACACUGGCUUCUGAGGGACGUAGAUACAGCUCGAGGCAGCAUGCUACAAACUCACUGGGGGUGGAGACUGGUACAAGCAAAAAAAAGCUGAGAAAUUCUAUCUCAUCAUCCGAAUUGGAUGAUUCCGAUGUUUUGUCUCAAUUGGAUGAUUUCAUGGAUCGCUUGCCUAAACCCGAAAGUUCAGUGAAAGGUAAAAAAGAGAAACAUAAGAAGAAGGUGGCGGAUGAGGACCGGGAAGCAAAGGUGCCACCUUCGAUUGACAAGUCUUGUUCAGCUUCCUAUACCUCUGAUGACCUUAAAUGGCUGGGUACACCUAUCUGGCCACCAGAAGGCCAAACAAGUUCUCUUUUUAAACAGGAUUCUAUUGGAAAAGGCCGGAAAGAUUGCUUUAAAUGUGAACGACCUGGCUCCAUAGAGUGUGUAAGAUUUCAUGUAGCAGAGAAAAGGGUCCAGUUGAAACGCGAGCUCGGUUCUGCUUUCAAUAGUUGGAGGUUUGAUCACAUGGGUGAGGAAAUUUCACUCUCAUGGACAGAAGAAGAAGCAGAAAAGUUCAAGACUGUAGUGAGUCUGAACCGACAUUCUGAACAAUUAUGGGAUGAGCUGCGUUUGGCUUUUCCUUUAAAGGGAAGGAAAAAGCUCGUUAGCUAUUAUUACAAUGUGUUUGUUCUCGCUCGAAGAAGUUACCAGAACAGAAUGACCCCAGAAGACAUUGAUAGCGAUGAUGAGGAGGCAGAGUUUGGUUUCUUAAGUGUUCCUUUUGGGCAGGAAGCCAUCAAGGUUCGUCCUCCAAAGUCUAAUUUUUGUGUUCAGAAUAAGCAGUGUGUGGUUAUAGAUGAUGACUAGAAUUCAGGGAAGCUUCUUUUUGUACACCGUGAAGUCUUUCUAUGCGCAGUUGCGGCAGCAGCCUCAUGAAAGUGUCACAUUUUUGUCUUGGAUAUAGAUGACUAGAACGCAAGAAAGCUUGGGAACACGAGGCCUAGAUAGAGUUUUUAAUAUACAGUGGCAGAAUGAUCAAAGGUCCAUCUUGAAUUCUCUCUCUUUUGUUGCAAAUGCGUACGUGGGCUAUGAUAUCUCUAUAGUACCUAGUGGAUGGAUCAUGAAGUCUAUUUUCGUCAUCUUGAAAUGAGAGUUAAGAAUGCAAAAUCGUCAAAAGGCUUUUGGAUCACUGCACUUGUGAAUUUUUUUCUUGUUGCUUGUUGUUGUCAUAUCUGUUCAUGUAAUUUCCCACUGUGAUAGUGAUGGAGUCAUCAAUUUUGCUAUUCAAGGGAGGAGCAGGAAAUUUUGUAAUCCCAUCUUGUCGUGUUUCUAUCACUUGCAUUUUUUGUGUAAGAGCAAAGGGACAUAACCAGAAAGCAGAACUUAGUUUUGAUUUUUAAUGCUUCACAUGGUUCAAUAGAAAGUGCUUGGGGAUGU
Messenger RNA from Asparagus officinalis (garden asparagus), 2627 nucleotides. RefSeq names its product AT-rich interactive domain-containing protein 2. Gene Ontology annotation, molecular function: DNA binding. Lineage: Eukaryota; Viridiplantae; Streptophyta; Magnoliopsida; Asparagales; Asparagaceae. The coding region runs from base 339 to 2057 and encodes 572 amino acids. The transcript is spliced from 2 exons. The record is from RefSeq and is a predicted model, not a curated record.